AUGAAGAGGAUUUAUGAAAUAUAAACCAACAAAUAAUAUUAGCAAUCUUAUUAUUCAUGGAAUCAAAUAAAUAAGCUCAAUAUAAUCAAUAGAGAUAAAUUUAUUAUUGGGAAUUAUUUUUAAUAAGAAGACUAAAAUGUUAAUUUUUUUAUAAUAUAUAUUAUUUUUGUGUUCUAAAUAAAAAAUUAAAAUAAUCUAACUUAGAAUGUUAUGAUUCUUAAAAAAUAAUAUAAUAAUGAAGAUUCUGGUUCAGAAAAUUAAUAUUAAAUUUGA
This is a messenger RNA of Paramecium sonneborni, 273 nucleotides long. The record is from the annotation of a GenBank genome assembly. NCBI's taxonomy places the organism in Eukaryota, Ciliophora, Oligohymenophorea, Peniculida, Parameciidae.